Molecule: messenger RNA, 1524 nt
Organism: Colletotrichum orchidophilum
Lineage: Eukaryota; Fungi; Ascomycota; Sordariomycetes; Glomerellales; Glomerellaceae
Exons: 5
Biological process (GO): transmembrane transport
Cellular component (GO): membrane
Molecular function (GO): transmembrane transporter activity
Source: RefSeq, a predicted model, not a curated record
GGUUCCUCUCCAGGUUUUCAAAUUUGGCAACGACAUCGACAGGCGAAGGAGAAGUCUACCAAAUAUCCAUCCACUCAGGCCCUUUUCACCAGGUUCAACAUGGCCACGCCCAAUCAAACUGAUGUCGAGGCGCACGGUUCGAAAACUGUGUCGAAAACAGAUGAAGUUACCGCGUGCCAACAUCUGGAAAUGGGGGUGGUAGCCGUGUCUCAUCCGGACGUACCAGAGACUGGUCCAACAGUUGUUGGCGAGAGCAUGAGCCCGGCAGAGGUUAAUUACCUCGAUCGAAAUGCCAUCACUGUGGCCCGCUUAGAUGCUAUCGAGAAGGAACUUAACCUAACCUCGACCGAGUAUCAGACCUGUGUCUCCAUUCUUUUUGUUGGAUACAUCCUGGGACAAAUACCGAGCAACAUGUUGAUAACAAGAGUCAGACCAUCAUUGUUUUUGGCUUCGACCAUGGCUCUUUGGUCAAUCGUCAGUACCGUGACGGGGGUGACGAAAGACUUCAAAGGCCUACUUUUGACUCGAUUCUUCCUUGGCAUCACAGAGGCGCCAUUCUACCCCGGUGCUCUGUAUGUGCUUGGAAUUUUCUACACCAGAAAAGAGAUUGCAACAAGAAUAUCGAUACUCUUCACGGCCAACAUCUGCGGCACCGCUUUCGCUGGUCUCAUAGCCAUCGGGGUCUUCCAAAUGGACCAGGUGGCCGGUCUAAGCGGAUGGCGGUGGCUCUUCAUACUCCAGGGAGUGAUCAGCUUCGUUAUUUCCGUUUCAUCAGCUUUUGUGUUGCCAGACCAACCGCUCGACACUCGCUGGCUAACUGAAGACGAACGAAAGUUGGCGCACUCUCGGGUAGCAGUCGAUACGGUCCAACUUCAUGCGAAUACCAGUAUUUGGGCCGGUCUUGCUGAAGCCUCUCGGGACCCUCGUCUUUGGGUCCUGGUGGUCAUGCAACAUUUGCAUCUCAGCGCGUCGGGAUACAAAAACUUCUUCCCGACUAUUGUCGAGACACUGGGCUUUGGUCGAAACGUCACGCUCGCUUUGACAUGCCCCCCUUACCUUAUUUCUGGCAUUGCAACCAUAGCAUGGGCUGCCAGCUCGGGGCACUUCAAUGACAGAGUCUGGCACAUCACCAUUGCCAAAGUUGUCGCAAUCUUUGGUUUCGUGUUAGCCUGCAGUACUUUGAAUGUCGGUGCUAGGUACUUUGCCAUGUGCACCUUCGCAAGCGGUGUGUAUGCAUGUAACUCCAUCAUUCUUGGUUGGGUAACGAGCACUUGUGGGCAGACAAGGGAGAAGAAGGCCGUUUCACUCGCGUUGGUCAACACCAUAGCCACCAUCGGGUCAAUUUAUACCCCAUAUCUCUGGCCAGAAUCGGAUGCACCUCGGUAUACCACGGCCAUGAUGUCUAGCGCUGCGUUUUCUGCAGCUGCUGCGAUUAUGGCAUGGCUCUUGAGGUGGAUGUUGGUUAGAGAGAAUCGAAGAAUUUCCCAUGAAGGCAAUCGGGAUACGCUCCUCUACAGUUACUGA